AUGCGGACUCGAAGUCAGACCACGGAACGGCAUGAGAGCAGGUCUCCUGUCCCUGGGCCGGGGAUGCCGCUUGAACGCCCACGUGAAAAGACAGUUACUCCAUCAACGCAGUCGUCGGUUCUCCCCGGGUGGGAUAAAGGAAUCAAAGACCUGACAGAAAUCCUCGAAAAAGAUAUGGAAUAUUCUGGGACUGUAUUCAAAGUCCGCGGGGAACAAUACCGUGACUUUGGUAGUCUUGUCCUUGCACUCGGCAGAAAGGACGUGCAGGAAGAUCCAGAGAUUCUGAAAAUAUUGAGGUUUAUUUUUGAGAAUGCCCUGAACCGCAACGAUACAUUUCAGAAGGUACUGGUGAGACUGCACGAGAUGGCACGGAAUGCCCCUGGGUUUGCUGAGUUUGAAUCAUCCGAUGAAUACCAACUUGAGUGGGUUGAGGUGCUGAACGCAUGCAAAAAAUACAUCCAGACUCGCAAUUAUCGCAAAGAAAACGAAAGACGUGCCAUUUCCGGACGCGAGAGCCUUGUCGAAUGUUGGCCGCGCCUUGGUCCUUGCCUUGUCGAGUUUGCUGCCACCUCUCAAUCCCGCGGUAGGUUGGUGUCGGCUUUUCGGGCCAAGGUACGCCAUAACGAACAGGUGGUAAUCAAGCGGCUAAACCGUGCCAUCAUGAAUCGUUUGACCACAUUUUCUUCCCGCCACGGAUAUAGGAAGUUGCUGGUGAACCCCCAGAAUAGUGAUCUGGAUGAUGCCAAAGCGUUGCCGAGCGAUUUCUCCCCUGUCACCCAGGAGGAAGCAAACGAAUUCGGUGUCACCUUGAACAAGGACGGAAUAUUGGAGUAUAACCAAACCAGCAUUCCCAUGACCUAUGCAUCAACACCACCGCCGUCCUGCGCGGUGACACCUCAAGGCACAAAUGACGGUUUGGCAGUUGGAGGUGCACAGAUAGCGCCGACUCCCUACACUCCAACUGCGCUUAGCGCUUCCUCGGACGGGGUUGAUCAGAUUGGCGGUUGUGCAGAUUUUGCUCUCGAGCAGUCAAUCUUGAGCGAACCUUCCAAUAAUACGGAACUGUCCCUACAAGACAAGCAAGCGACGGAAUCUGUUGCUUACAGCGACAUGCCAGCUUCGGAUGUGGUCCAAGAAGAUUCCAACACCCCUGACACACCUGGCGGUCUUUCCUCCAAUACUCCUGAUACACCUGGUGCCUCAUCCUCCAACACCAUUGAUACACCUGGUAGCUCUUCCUCCAACACCCCUGAUACACCUGGUGGCUCAUCCUCCAACACCCUUGAUACACUUGGUGGCCCUUUCUCCAACACCCCUGACACACCUGGUGGCCCUGCCGCAACCAAUUGGCAUAGGAGGAGGAUUGCAGAGGUAGAGGAAUCCCAACGGUCGUCUCCUGCAAGCGAUGGGCGAAGCAUGUCCAUUCACCAUCAGGAGAUAGCAGCAUUCAAACGUCCAAAGGUCUCCACCCUAAUUCCCGCUACGGUUGAUACCCCCGUCUCAAGACACCGGACCCGGACCCAGACGAUCGAUGUUGAACAUUCUGACCAAAAUCCCCCUGGGAUCUGUAUUGCUUCAGGCACGGUGCCCCCGACCAACAGUGUCAGAGCAAAUGGAGGAACAACGGUCGAAUCGGUUUCAGAGGCUCCAUCCAGGAGGAGCCAGGCCAACGACCUUAAUAAUCUCGCGCUUCCUGACCGGGGUGCUUCUGCUGCGGCUCCUGACAGGCAUCUGACCGGUUCUCCGGAUUUACGUGCCCCAGGGCCUUCAAGCGGCCACGCAUCAGGUCUGUCCUGUGCCAUUACACCGUUCGCGCUCGGCAACAACACCAACCGGUCCAGCUCAACCCCUUCUUGUUCGGAAAUGCUUACAAAUGCGGCAGCACAAGUCUUUGCGGACAUGGGGGCACGCGGACACUACAAAUCCAAGCCGCGACACUACAAAUACGAGCCGCAUGACAUCCAUUUCUCUGAAAAGGAAGUGGAUUGGGACGGCUUGAUUGAUGAAUUAAACCCAUCAAACAGUGAUGUACGUGCCGAGCUCUCCGAGCACGGGUUUAUUGACUUCGAGGGCAUGGUCGCGGAUCUAUUAAAUGCAGGUGGUACCAAUCUAGCCUCUGAGGCAUUGCGGGAAGCAGAACUUGUUAAGGACCACAUCCUAGAUAAUGGUCCGCAGCUAUACGCGAUGCAUUCCCUGGUCAUUCAGCAAAUUCUUAUGGCGGACCCCAAGAUAUAUGCAAUGAAUGUGUGUCUAAGACCGGAUCACAAGUAUAGGCUAAGGGCAUACCAUCAACCCGCCAUCUAUACCUCUUCGUCCUCGAGUGAACCUGAUGUCAGCGAAGAAUACUCCUCUCAAGUCCAGUAUUGUCAUAUUGAUAAAUUCAAGGACAGCCUAACAUGUUUCAUCCCCCUCCUUGAUGAGGAUGAUGACUGUUGCGAUUGGAUACUAGAUGGAGUGGGCAUCGGAGACCCUUCCAUCCAGUAUUCUCGUGAAUAUCGGAACUAUCUGGCAAUUUUCCAGGCAGAAGACCCGCCAGUGGACCAGACAUGUCACCGCAGAAUUGAUGUGACAGGGUUUAUUGAGUCUAUGGGAGCACGCGGCCGCUACAAGGAACGGCCUUGCCCGCUAAAUGUUGGAACUGUUCGGUUCAUGUCUCCAAAUGUUCCACGAGCACACCGCGGGUUUGGCAAUCGCCUGGUAGUGCAGUCCACUCUUGUUGCUAUAAAUGAGCGGACUGGAGAAGUGGAAAAUGAGGUAGCUGCAGAAAGCCUCGCCGAAAUGCAUCGAUCCCAUGAACCGUGUAAACAGGGCCCAUGGGGGGACUUCAAUACACGGCGCUCUGUUGGAAAAUGGGAAGGCUGGACCACAAUCCGCGGCGUUUCUCCCAUAUCAGAUGCGAUUUAUGGCUAUGCUUCAUGGGAAGAUGAUGAAGUCAUUGCUCAGCUCAAGAUUCUGUUUGGAAAAGACCCAGAGGCCCGGCAACAGCUGAUUACUCAAACACGCCAAGUGGCUGCGCAUAAAGCCAUUGCUGCUAUAACUAGUUUCUGCCACAAGGAGCAGCUUUUGUUUCCUGGCAAACAUCCCCGAGUGGAUAGCCAACCGGCGCCAGUUGAAGCGGCCGAGCAGGACUUACCAACACCACCUGCUGAGCCAGUUUCAGGCCAACGUCCAUCGCGUGCGAAACGUACCGCGCGUGGUACAGCAAAUGGCAAUCCUGUUGCUUCGGCUUCGGCUCCAGCCAAGCGGCGCCGACGCCGGUGGUGA
Molecule: messenger RNA, 3264 nt
Organism: Aspergillus mulundensis
Lineage: Eukaryota; Fungi; Ascomycota; Eurotiomycetes; Eurotiales; Aspergillaceae
Exons: 2
Coding region: 1-3264 (1087 amino acids)
Source: RefSeq, a predicted model, not a curated record